Messenger RNA from Mesorhabditis spiculigera, 1869 nucleotides. The record is from the annotation of a GenBank genome assembly. Lineage: Eukaryota; Metazoa; Nematoda; Chromadorea; Rhabditida; Rhabditidae.
AUGGGAAGCGACUCGUCGAAACCGAAGAAUAAGAAGGAGACGAACAACAAUAAUAACAAUCACAGCACUAACAACAAUUUUUCUGUGCCGUCGAUACGACUUCCGGCAUCGCAGUCUUGUUAUGACGUUCCGAGUAAAAAAGAGGGGCUAUCCCGGUCUCGGCCCGGCAGCAGCUGCUCGGUCAGCAGUCGUCAUCCCCUAAAUCCACGCCAUCGCCGUCUGAUUCAGAGCUGCUUCGCCAACCCGCACGAGACGAUCGGGAGGAGAAUUAUGAAAAGGGCCGCCGAAGUUCGCGAGGAUUUCGGAAGGUUCUAUCUAAAUAUGGACGCGGAGCAGCGAGAGAUCGCUGAGGAAGCCAUAAAGGCCGUGCUCAAGAAGAUAAUCGCGUGUUUGGAGAGCGCCGAGGAUAUGCAGCGCGUGGCCGAGGAGUACGGUACCGGAUUCGUCGAACUUCGGCCGUUGGGGUUCAAGCCGGACUAUUUUGCGGUUAUUGCGGAUGCGACGAUUACGGAAUGCACCCACCUGGACAGCGCCGUCCACAAAGCCCACACGACAACACAUGCAUUCAGCCAAUUUGGGGCUAUGAUGUUCUCCUCCGUGCGGGAUGGCUUCUACCACGAAGUCAGAAAACGACGUCGCACCUCGAACUCGUUCUCCUGUAGCUCGAACAACUCGUCUGUGCGCAGGAAAAAGAGCGGGGAUAGUAGGACGUCAUCGAGAGGUGGAUCUCCACGACCUGUUUCUCCUGAGCUCUUCGGAAGGGCCCAAACUAGGAUGGCUGAACCAGUCGGCUGCUCAUGUAAACGGGUCUGCCUCAUCGCUUUCCAGAUAGCCCGAUGGUUUCCCGUGCUAUUCGUGUUCGCCAUCCUAGGAUGGGCCUAUUAUGCCUAUGUAGUCAAUCUUUGCAUUGAAAGCGUAGAAUCUAUACCGCAGAAGGCGCUCUACUUGGUGUUGUUUCACAUUCUACUCGCUCUACUUGUCACCUCGUAUUUGAGAACGGUGUUCGCGAGGGUCAGACGGCCACCAAAGGAGUUCAAAAUCCCGGCAGCGUAUCGUGAGGAAAUUGCUGGUUACAACGGGGAGAUUGCUCGGAUAGCGCCGAUUGUACAGCGAUACGUUGAAGCCAAUUGCCUGCCAGUCUACAUGCGAGAAUACGAGGGUCGCGGCGGCGGCUAUCGUUUCUGCCCCAAAUGCAUCGCCGUCAAGCCGGAUCGCUCGCACCACUGCUCAUUUUGCGGAACGUGUGUUUUGAAAUUUGACCAUCACUGCCCCUGGGUCAACACGUGCGUCAACUUCCACAACUACAAGUUCUUUCUGCUUUUCCUUGGUUACGGCUUGGUGUUCUGUAUCUUCUGUGUGGCCACCGACUUGGAGUUCUUCGUGCGAUUCUGGCGUCACGACUUUUUGGAAGGCCGAGGAGAUAGCAUCAAAAUCAACAUGGUGAUGUUGUUCUUCGUCGGCGCCAUGUUCAGCAUCUCGAUGGGCGGCCUGUUCUUCUACCACCUCUACCUUGUCGCCAAGAAUCGGACAACGAUCGAGUCAUUCCGAGCUCCAAUCCUCACUGAUGGGCCAAACGAAAACGCGUUCAACCUCGGCAUCCGCAACAACUUCCGCCAAGUGUUCGGCAAUCGUCCACUGCUCUGGCUGCUGCCUGUGUUUACAUCUCAGGGCGACGGGCUUCGCUUCUCAAAUCUGAAGGACGAGGUGCCCAUCCACGAUAUCCCCGUCUCACCGAAGUACGCCGAAGCCAACGGCGUUGAUGUAUACGGCGAUGGCAUCGUGUUCGGACAACGUGAUCUGGAUGGAUUGUCGUACACUCUACUCGCUCGCCAAUCUGACGAGGACGAGGAUCUAAUAAUAGGUGCCGUC